Molecule: messenger RNA, 419 nt
Organism: Ostrinia furnacalis (Asian corn borer)
Lineage: Eukaryota; Metazoa; Arthropoda; Insecta; Lepidoptera; Crambidae
Exons: 1
Source: RefSeq, a predicted model, not a curated record
UUUCCAGGUCUAGGUGCUGCGAUUGAAGAGAUCCAGCUCGAAGAUGUAGACGUGAACCACAUCACCAACCCCCUUUUCGGGAGAGGCAUCAGCAUCCCCCACCUGAUCCUGGACACCCUGGAAGCGUGCAUCGUGUCCUUCCCAACUGGCAUAUCCUACGACGUCUACCCAAACAACAACCUGCCCAGUACUGUGACCGCUCUUGGUGGAGUCUUCGUGUCCUGUGGCAUUGAGUUCAGGAACCCCGAUAUCAGUAUGAGCGGGACCUAUGAGUUGACAGCGCUGACAAGUCACUUCGAUGGUAGAAAGACCUUACAGAGGCAGAAGUUCAAUGUCAACUUCCGUGAGAGUGACCCGUGGUAAACGAUGUGAUGUUGAAGUAUUUGGCUCUGGUGUAAUAAAUUCACUGUACUUUAAUG